AUGUGCGUGGCGCAUGCGCGCUGGCGAGGCGGGCGGCUGCCCAACGCCUGUAGUCGCCAGUACUCGCCAGCCGGCGACCACACUUAUCAUCGGAGGUUCGGCGUGAGCGCGCCUCUUGUACCGCGCGAAAAUCUACAGCUAAUAUUAGCAUGCGACUGCGUGAGUCCGCCGCUACGGAGUCGCUCAGUCCGCUUGAAUCGCUCCGCUGAACGCUGUACACUCGCGCGGAGUACGGGCGAGGUCGCGCAGGGCGGGCGGCGCGCGCCGGUGCGCCCCGGGCACCCUGUCUCACAAUACACUACCCACCACACGCACAAAAGGACGUGUUCCCAAGUGACACGCGAUUAA
This is a messenger RNA of Spodoptera exigua (beet armyworm), 348 nucleotides long. The record is from the annotation of a GenBank genome assembly. NCBI's taxonomy places the organism in Eukaryota, Metazoa, Arthropoda, Insecta, Lepidoptera, Noctuidae.